This is a messenger RNA of Scedosporium apiospermum, 780 nucleotides long. RefSeq names its product RNA polymerase II subunit A C-terminal domain phosphatase SSU72. NCBI's taxonomy places the organism in Eukaryota, Fungi, Ascomycota, Sordariomycetes, Microascales, Microascaceae. The record is from RefSeq and is a predicted model, not a curated record. Gene Ontology annotation, cellular component: nucleus; mRNA cleavage and polyadenylation specificity factor complex. The coding region runs from base 1 to 780 and encodes 259 amino acids. Gene Ontology annotation, molecular function: RNA polymerase II CTD heptapeptide repeat phosphatase activity. The transcript has 2 exons. Gene Ontology annotation, biological process: termination of RNA polymerase II transcription.
AUGGCAACGGAAGUAACGAACGGUAACGGUGUAGCUUCUGAUGUGACCAAGAAUGGCGAUGGCCAUGGGUCGUCGGACUUCAAGCUCAAGUUUUGCACAGUUUGUGCCAGUAAUCAGAACAGAUCUAUGGAGGCACAUCUGAGGUUAUCUCUGGCCAACUACCCAGUCAUUUCCUUCGGAACAGGAUCCCUCGUCCGACUACCCGGUCCGACCAUCACGCAGCCCAAUGUAUACCAAUUCAAUAAGACCUCAUACGACAGUAUGUACAAGGAGCUUGAAGCGAAGGAUCCUAGGCUAUACAAGGCCAACGGUCUACUCAACAUGUUGGAACGUAAUCGCGGCGUCAAGUGGGGUCCCGAGAGGUGGCAGGACUGGCCGAUUGGCUUCCCAAGACUUCAACACUCGAAUGACAAGGGAAGCGAAGGCACAGAGGGUGGCAUCGUAGACGUUGUCUUUACCUGUGAGGAGAGAUGUUGGGAUGCCGUGAUCGAUGACCUCCACUGGCGAGGCGCGCCGCUGAAUCGGCCCGUCCAUGUUUUCAACGUCGAUAUCAAGGAUAACCACGAGGAAGCCUUGGUUGGCGGCAGAGGCAUCCUGGACCUGGCCAACUCGCUUAAUAAGGCCGCGGUAGAAGAGCGGGAGCGCACUGGCCAUACUGCCUUUGACAAUGGCAGCUCGUCUGCGAGGGCCAGCUUUGAUGAGCGGGUGCCGGAGAUCCUGGCUGAGUGGCAAGAGAGGUGGCCCAAUCUGCCCGCUGUUUGGACGUUGGCUUGGUUCUGA